AUGCAAGUAUGGCUACUGCGUGUUGUUUCUGCAAAUCGGAGAUUUUGGAUUAUCAAGAAUCAAGCGCAAUACUCUAGUUUCUGGAGGUGUGCGAGGAACCUGCCUUGGAUGGCGCCAGAACUGCUAAAUGGUAGCAGCACCAAGGUUUCUGAAAAGGUUGAUGUAUUCUCAUAUGGAAUUUCAAUGUGGGAAAUCUUGACCGGAGAGGAGCCAUAUGCUGAUAUGCAUUGCGGUGCCAUCAUUGGAGGGAUCGUGAAGAACAUUCUUCGACUUCCUAUUCUAGAAUGUUGCCAUCCUGAUUGGAGGAAGCUAAUGGAACAAUGCUGGUCCCAUGAUCCUGAAUCCGGGCCAUCAUUUACCGAGAUAACAAAGAGGUUGCAAUCCAUGUCCAUGUUGCUUAAGUCGAAGGGAGCUACUAAUCAGGCGAAACCAACGGACUUGAAGUGUUGGCCAAUAAGAAUGUAA
This is a messenger RNA of Hibiscus syriacus, 465 nucleotides long. Its product is annotated as mitogen-activated protein kinase kinase kinase 12-like. Gene Ontology annotation, molecular function: protein tyrosine kinase activity; ATP binding. NCBI's taxonomy places the organism in Eukaryota, Viridiplantae, Streptophyta, Magnoliopsida, Malvales, Malvaceae. The coding region runs from base 1 to 465 and encodes 154 amino acids. Gene Ontology annotation, biological process: signal transduction; protein phosphorylation. The transcript is spliced from 4 exons. Gene Ontology annotation, cellular component: cytoplasm. The record is from RefSeq and is a predicted model, not a curated record.